UAUGAAAUCUACGACUUAAGCUCUAAUUCGUGGAGGGUUCUUGAUGUCGCUUCCGACUGGCAUAUAGAUUUUUAUGCACGUGGCGUGUCUCUCAAGGGAAAUACUUAUUGGUUUUCUCGAGAAAGGUAUCCAGCUAAACCAGCAGUUGGAGAACCAUUCGAGGUUGCUGAUUUCUUUAUUUUCGACUUUACAACCGAAAGAUUUGGUCCGCGUCUUAGCCUGCCCUUUCACACUGGGUUUGAAUGUACGGUAACUCUUUCUAGUGUUCGAGAGGAGCAGCUUGCCGUGUUAUUUAAUGUUGAUUACUUGUUGCGUAUGGAGAUUUGGGUUACAACCAAGAUUGAGCCUGAAGAGGUUUCGUGGAACAAGUUGUUCUUAGCAGUGAAUAUGGAACCAUUCUUAGAUUUUCAGUUUGGAAUGUCACAAGGAAGUUUCUUCCUUGACGAAGAGAAGAGAGUCGUUGUGGUUUUUGAUAAAGACACAGAUAUGCGUUUCACUCUCAACAUAGCUUAUGUCAUUGGAGAGGGUGGAUAUUUCAGACAAGUAGACCUCGGAGAAUCUGUAGAAUAUCAUCGUCUAUUUGGGUGCUCAUAUGUUCCAAGCUUAGCCCAAAUCAAGCAAUGAGACCAAA
Brassica rapa (field mustard) is the source of this 631-nucleotide messenger RNA. Its product is annotated as putative F-box protein At3g17620. Lineage: Eukaryota; Viridiplantae; Streptophyta; Magnoliopsida; Brassicales; Brassicaceae. The record is from RefSeq and is a predicted model, not a curated record.